Sitophilus oryzae (rice weevil) is the source of this 2259-nucleotide messenger RNA. RefSeq names its product WD repeat-containing protein on Y chromosome-like. Gene Ontology annotation, molecular function: protein binding. The transcript is spliced from 12 exons. Lineage: Eukaryota; Metazoa; Arthropoda; Insecta; Coleoptera; Curculionidae. The record is from RefSeq and is a predicted model, not a curated record. Bases 77 to 2149 code for a protein of 690 amino acids.
GGCCACCACUGUAUGUUGGAGGGAUGCGUUGACACGGUGACCAAUCAUGUUUGUAUAAUCAAUAAGUACAAAUAAAAUGGCAGAUGAAGACAACAUUAUUGUACAAAUAAAAGAAUUAGACAAGGUUAGUUUGGACGUGACCGAGGAAGAUUCCAGACUAGCUUGGCACGGUCUCGUUCAGAAUUUGUCCAAUUCUGAUUUAGAAUGGCUCCGGGCAAUUUUUAAGAGUAACGUUGAGGACGACGACGAAAAUGGAGAAACGGGUCUCGAUAAAAAUGAGUUCCUUAAUGCGAUUUCGACGUUGUACGGCGAUGAGAGAUACUCCUUACAAAGUCAAAUACUGUUUACUAACAUAGCAAAAGAAAACGAUAGAAUAACAUGGGACAAUUUCUUGGAUUUUUUGAUUGAUAAUAUGUGUCCUGAUGUAGAAACUAAACUAAAGCUUGAUCUUGUAUCGAUCGAACAUGUAACUCAUACAAAGAACGAAUCGGUGGCCAAAAUUGUAUUGAUAGAAACUGACAAGUAUUUUUGCUACGCCAUUAUUUUAAAACAUGGCAGGGUAGGAUUAUACGAUGGAAAUUUAAACUUUUUAACCUCUUAUCAUGCCAUUAUGACCCGAGAGGAUAUAUCCCGGCCUGAGGAUGAACGCAGAAGACGAAACAGGUGGGUUACUGAUGCUCUGUUCUGUCCCGAUACUUUAUUAUUUAUUAUAACAAAUUCAGCAAGAACCAUAGUUAUAUAUGAAGCUUCUGGCUUAAAACAUGUUCCAUGCUGGUUAAUCAUCAGUACCCCAAAUAUUUUAGAGACAGUUGCGUAUAAACCGUACAAGAAAUUUGAUGCUGAUAGUACAAAAUGUGUUUUAUUUGCUGGAGAUUGUAACGGGGAAAUUAUGAGUAUGGUGUUUCACCAACCAGGGACCAGUUUACUUCGGAAGAAAAGAACAGAUGAUAUAUCAUUAUUUUAUUGGGAGGAUUUUCUGAAAGAAAAAGAUUACGUUACAGUAAAAAAUUAUGGAAAAGUUCAUGAGAGUGGAGUCAACCAUAUUGAAUACUUUGCAGAAAAAAAUAUUCUAUUAUCAUCCAGUGAAGAUAGCAAUGCAUCGGUUGUCGUAAAAUAUUUAAAUAACAAAAGGAAAUCGGCUUAUUACAAAAUUCCUAAAGGGGUCGGCUGUUUUGCAAUGAGUACCCAACAUAAAAUUCUAAUAACUGGAAGUUUCAAUGGCAUUAUUCGAUUGUGGAAUUUUCUAAUAUCCAAAGCUAUUUACGUUGUGAAGGAACAUAGUUGUCAAGUUGUCGAUUUGAAAGUAUUAGAUAGGCAAGAAAUUUUCAUAGGCUGUUUUUGGGACGGAAUUGUGAAAAUAUGGGAUUUAAAAGAAUAUUCGUGCCUGCAGACGCUCAAGCUCAAAUUCCCUUCCUUCGCUAUUCAUGGAAAAGUUAUAGAGUGGGGAAUAAACUGCAUUUAUCCCGGUCCCAAAAGACAACAGCCGGGAAGCGGAGAUGAUGCGGAACGAAAAAAGGAAUGCUUCGGUAUAAACGACAUAGAUGAAAAGAAAAUUGAAUCGAAAAAUGAUAAGCUCAGAGAACAUCACAUUUUCGAAAGAUCGUUUCUCCUAGUAUCUUGUUGCAAUCACAUCGCCAAAGUGAGAAUGAACUUCAACGAAUCAUCAAUCGAACUUGGAUUUAGUUACCCGAUAUUGCCACCACCACCUUUACAAAAUAGUGUUUUAAUUCCAACCAACUGGGGAUUGCAGAAUGAAGCCAUAACUACUGAAAAGUUUGAUCGAGAAUUAAACGCCAACGUGAAAAAGCAGUUAGAGGAGCUGAGUUUUAUUUUAGACAAAAACAUUCUGGAGGAGAGGGAUCAGAGGAGCGACAUAAAUUACAAGAUAGCUAUUUUGGAAUCGAAAAAAGAGCAGAUGAAGGCAAAAGUUGCUCUGGGAGCGCCCUACUUGGCACUGGACAUCGCUAAUAUCCAAGAACUCAGUUUGCCGCAAUCAAUUUCCUGUCCCAGCAGGAAAAAAAGUAAAAAAUACGCCGAUCAAAUUAAGCAGCUACUGGCGAAUGCGUCGAAUAAAGACGAGAUCUUCUCUGAACCGUCGAGCAGUAGGUCGAAAUCGAAUAGGAGCAGCAUCGUGGAGUUUCCUUUGUAGGAAGCAUUACUUUGUUAAGAGGUUAUAACAGUUUAAAAGGAAUAUUUUAAAAUUAACUACAGUAUGUCCCCGGAUUGUCUGUACAGGGGGAAACACUUUUUAUUUAUUUA